Drosophila pseudoobscura is the source of this 818-nucleotide messenger RNA. Its product is annotated as histone H1.3-like. The transcript is spliced from 2 exons. The record is from RefSeq and is a predicted model, not a curated record. Gene Ontology annotation, cellular component: nucleus; nucleosome. The coding region runs from base 32 to 640 and encodes 202 amino acids. Gene Ontology annotation, molecular function: nucleosomal DNA binding; double-stranded DNA binding; structural constituent of chromatin. NCBI's taxonomy places the organism in Eukaryota, Metazoa, Arthropoda, Insecta, Diptera, Drosophilidae. Gene Ontology annotation, biological process: chromosome condensation; negative regulation of DNA recombination; nucleosome assembly.
GAUCAGCAUUGUGCAUUGUGCAUUGUGGUACAUGAAACUGAAAAUGACCCGAACCAAGGCGACUGCUCGUUUCUCGAACUUCGGUAAUGCGACGGCCGAAAGACCAGCUUACAGGGCCGCACGAAAAAGUGCUCCGGCCGACGCAAGAUCAUUUUGGGCGGCAAAUUUCAAAUCCCGGAUUACGGGCUCUCCGUCGGUGGAGACUUCUGCAAAGAAGUCCCCAAGCCCAAGCCCAGUGCCAGUUCCAGUUCCAGUCCCAGCAUCACACCCCCCAACCCGGGACAUGGUAGACGCAUCGAUUAAGAGCUUGAAUGAACGUGGUGGCUUUUCAUAUUUGGCGAUCAAGAAGUAUAUUGCGGCCGAAUACAAAUGCGAUGCCCAGAAGCUGACUCCAUUCAUCAGGAAGUAUUUGAAGUCGGCCGUUGCCGAUGGAAAGCUGAUCCAAACAUCGGGCACAGGGGCGUCUGGCUCGUUCAAGCUGUCAGCAUCUGUGGAGCGGAAGGAUAAAGAAGCCAAGAAAGAGAGAAAAGCCAAGAACACAGAAAGCCCCAAAAGGGCGGCCAGAGCCGCGACAAGAAGCCAAAUGCGAAAUGAAGCGAAAAUGUCAGACGCCGCCAAGAAGGCCGCCCGGCGCGGAUGAUGCAAAUUGAGAAAGGACAAAGGGCAAGGAGGAAGGAGGAAGGAGGAAGACCGAUGAAAACUGGAACCCUGAAGGCGAAGCCGUCAGUGGCAAAGGUCAAGUCGAGCCCUGCAAAGACAACGGCCCUAGCAAGGGCACUAGCUCUAAACGACGACGAUGGCCUAAACGAGAACGAGGA